AGGAGAAAAAAGAAAGAUCAGGAGAGAAAUGGAAUUCUAUUGCAAGGACUUCAAGGUAGGGAAAUGCCAAGGACAGAAGUUGGUGGAUGGUCAUACCAUGCCACUAGUGUUACAACCAUCAGAGCCUCACAAUGGUGACUUGGACUCUCUUCUUGGGGCUCUGAAGAGGAAUAAGGACUGGUUUGAUGAACUGAUCAUCAAAAACAGUGCUGUUUUGCUUCGAGGUUUCGAUGUGAAGAAAGCUGAGGAUUUUAAUGAUAUAAUUGAAACCUUCGGCUGGGAUGAUAUUCGUUACGUAGGUCCUGCUCCAAGGACGCACAUCUACAAACGAGUAUGGACUGCUAAUGAAGGACCCUUGUCUGAGUUCAUAUACUACCACCAUGAAAUGGUUUUGAUAAAAGAAUUUCCCAAGAAGGUGGUGCUUUUCUGCGAGAUCCCACCACCAGAGGGAGGAGAGACACCGUUUGUUCCUAGCUUCAAAGUUACAGAGAGGAUGCUAGAGGAGUUCCCUCAAGAAGUGGAAGAUAUUGACACAAAAGGGCUAAAGUACACUUUCUCAGCUCCUAGCAACAAUAAUACAUCAUCCAUGAGAGGCAGAGGCUGGGAGGAUGCUUUUGGAACAUCAGACCCUGCAGAAGCUGAGAGAAGGGCGAAGGCUCUAGGGAUGGACAUGGAGUGGCUGCCAAAUGGGGGUGUGAAAACAAUCCUGGGUCCAAGGCCAUUAACAAGGGUGUUUGAGGGAAGAAAAGGAAGGAGGAUGUGGUUCAACACAGUAGUCGGGAUGCAUGGAAAGGAGGUGAGCUCAGCUAUGAUGGCAGAUGGAAGUGAAAUCCCAGAAAAAUUUGUGAAGAGAUGCGAGCAAAUCAUUGAAGAGGAGAGCAUCCAAUUCAAGUGGGAAGCAGGAGAUGUGCUUUUUCUUGAUAAUUAUGCUUUGCUUCAUGGAAGAAGGCCUUCUUUGCCUCCCAGAAAAGUCCUUGUUGCCACAUGCAAGUAGAGCUUGAGCUAUGGGGAAGUGCUAGCUUCUCACAAAGUUUAUGUGUGUAUCCACUUGAUUACAAGGAAUAAAAUGUGGAAGUGAAUAAUGAAAAUAAGUUGUGCCCACUGGCUUAAGCCUAGUUUGGCUGCA
Molecule: messenger RNA, 1126 nt
Organism: Manihot esculenta (cassava)
Lineage: Eukaryota; Viridiplantae; Streptophyta; Magnoliopsida; Malpighiales; Euphorbiaceae
Product: clavaminate synthase-like protein At3g21360
Exons: 3
Coding region: 29-994 (321 amino acids)
Molecular function (GO): oxidoreductase activity
Source: RefSeq, a predicted model, not a curated record